Molecule: messenger RNA, 743 nt
Organism: Nicotiana tabacum (common tobacco)
Lineage: Eukaryota; Viridiplantae; Streptophyta; Magnoliopsida; Solanales; Solanaceae
Source: RefSeq, a predicted model, not a curated record
AAGGUGUGGGCUGAAGUUUUCUUCUACCUUGCCGAAAACAAUGUCAUGUUUGAAGGUAUCCUCUUGAAGCCUAGCAUGGUCACCCCUGGAGCCGAGUGCAAGGAAAGAGCUACCCCUGAUCAAGUUGCUGAUUAUACCCUCAAGCUCCUCCAGCGAAGAAUUCCCCCCGCUGUCCCUGGAAUCAUGUUUUUGUCAGGUGGACAAUCUGAAGUGGAGGCUACUCUUAACUUGAAUGCCAUGAACCAAUCUCCCAAUCCAUGGCACGUGUCGUUCUCAUACGCCAGAGCCCUUCAGAACACAUGCCUCAAGACAUGGGGCGGAAGACCAGAAAAUGUGCAGGCAGCUCAGGAAGCUUUGCUUAUUAGAGCCAACGCCAACUCUCUUGCCCAGCUUGGCAAAUACACUGGCGAAGGUGAAUCUGAGGAGGCCAAGAAAGGAAUGUUCGUGAAGGGAUACGUUUACUAAGUCAUUUUCGACGAAAACCUUCACAUGUUUCAUGAUGAAGCUUGUGAUGUGACCAAGAUGAAGUGGAUAAAAGCUUAUAGCUCCUCAAGAAUACUGUCUUGUUCAUAUAACAUGUACCUUUAGCAAUUAAUGACAUUCAUGCUACUGAGUUCAGUUUUAUGAUAUUCUUCAAAUUCUUCUCCAGAUUAAGAUGCACUGUGUCAAAUGCCAUACAAUCAAUUUCUCCGGUGCAUACUUGUAAAGACGUUACUAUUUCUUUUUUGUGUUGCGUUUUCUUC